This is a messenger RNA of Lycium barbarum (goji berry), 348 nucleotides long. RefSeq lists its product as uncharacterized. The transcript has a single exon. NCBI's taxonomy places the organism in Eukaryota, Viridiplantae, Streptophyta, Magnoliopsida, Solanales, Solanaceae. The record is from RefSeq and is a predicted model, not a curated record. The coding region runs from base 1 to 348 and encodes 115 amino acids.
AUGCGGCGUCGCGAGCUAGAGUUUGUUGUGGGUGACAGGGUAUUCUUCAAAAUGUCAUCAAUGAAGGGAGUUAUACAGUUUGGUAUAAUGGGUAAGCUUAGCCCUUAUUUCAUUGGCCCUUAUGAAAUUGUGGGAAGAAUUGGAAAGGUGGCUUACGAUUUGAAGUUACCAUCAGAGAUGGUUAUGGUGCAUCUUGUGUUUCACAUUUCGAUGUUGAGAUUGUAUAAACCUGAUCCUUCUCAUGUCUUGAAUCAUGAAGAGAUUGAAAUCAGCGAAAAGUUGUCUUAUGAAGAAGAACCUGUACAAAUUUUAGAUCGACAAGUUAGAAGAUUGAGAACCAAGAUUUAG